AAUUUAACUCUAUAGGUUUUCACAGUCUUUACUUUUUGACAGUGUCAUAGAGAAUCAUCCCACUUAAGUCUUUAUUUCUUCUUGACCCUGUACCACAGCAAGUAGGGUCGAUCAUAAUAAUAGUUUUCAAUUGUUCUCAAACAAUGCAACCUUCCAAUGGUUAUAUCUAAAGAAAACAACACAGUCAUACUGAAUAAAAAAAUUAAAAAUAUGAACUGCCAUAUUCCUAUUUGCAUAAAUAUCCAGUCAAAACCUCAUUUGAAACGGGAUCAUCUUAACAUAAAACUGCUUGAAAAAAACAAAAUAUAAUACUUAUGUUAUGUAAAUGUUAAUCCUGUAAUUUAAAUGAUACUAAGUGUUGCCAUUUUUAUCAACCUAACAAAUUGAAAGCACACAGCAAGUGAUGAGGGUAGUAGCCAGAUGGGACUAAAUUUUCUGCAAAAAAAAUGCUCACUUUUUUUGUAAAAGUUAUGAGCUCUUUGCUGGUUCAUCAAUCUGGAGAAAGUGUCUGAUAUUCAUUCAUUCCCAGUGCUUAAGAGUCCUCUCUAUGAAAGUUUGUGCAUACAUUUUACUUUUAACUAUACUUAGCAUGUUAAAAGCUCAGUUUUACGAGCAUUUGAUAUUGAAAGCCUGUUUGUGUGGCCCAUGCAGCACAGUGCCCAUAAGACCUCUAGAACUUUAGAAAGAAUAAAUCAAAGUAGAUUUUUCCAAAUGAAACAUUGCAUUUAAUCAAAAACACCUCAUAAGAGACACUCAAAUGUGAAGCGGGGGGCUUUUAAGUUUUCCCCUUCUUCUCUCAGAGUCCCCUCCAGGUAAAUGUGACAUCCUCCAUGGUUUGGAUGAGUGAUCAGUCAAAAUGGGAUAACACAUCUUGUUAAUCGAACACAAAAUAUGAACUGGAUGGAUUGUUUUUAAUGUCACUUACACAAUUCUGACGGACAAAAGGGCAGCUUAAAGCCAGUUGGUCAUAUUUACUUAGGCUAUUCUGCCCAAUUAUAAGCAUUUCUGCAAAUGGCUAUUUAGAAAGGAGAAAGUAAAAUGAACGUUUUCGAUCCAUCCACUCGCCAAACAAAUACAUCUGCUCAGAACAACACACAGAUUUAAAUGAAAUGUGAAUUUAAAUCAUGUUAAUCAAAACACAUUUGUCCUAAAAAUCUAUAACGAAGUAAUGAACAUUGAAAACUGUUUCAACCAGGCUGUAUGUGUACGUUUUAGGUGUAAACUAUGAACUGCAACACAGAAGCCAAAAGAAAAUUGCUCUUUUGAAACCACCUCCGAGUGGUAAUCAGAGUGACUGCAAAAUUUAGUGCUUUAAUGCUAAAUCAAAGUCAAAGUCAGGUUUAUUUGUCAAUUUCUUCACAUGUGCUUGACAUACAAAGGAAUCGAAAUUACGUUUCUCACUGUCCCGUGCGUAGACAUAAACAACAGUAAAGUGCAGAUGCACAACAAAGAAACAGGCCUAAUGUCUAAAUAAAUGCAAAUACAGGUGAUGCCAUUUUUCUGCUAAAUCUUCCUCACGCUACAGAUCACUGUAGACAUUUUUGUGCCUCCUGGACUGGAUGUGUGUAACACAGAUGUACACUUGUUCAAAUCCCACACAUUUCUGGGUGAGGAAGUUCUCUGGCAGAGGAAGGAAUCCCCCGCUUUUGUUAUCUAUAGGUGUGAAGGCGGUGUUCCUCAGGGUUCUUGUUUCUGCCCUCUUCUUUUCUCUGUCAGUACCACAUCACAUCUGCCUGUCCUCCAACAAAAUUUAAGGGCUAUCAUUGACGACAAGCUAAACUUAACAGAGCAACAGCCCCCACUCCCCUUCGAGAAUGCAGACUGGAGAAGAUCAACCUCUUAUCUGUAGAUUACAAACCUAACUCCUUGUAAUCUCUUUGCUUGAUUGCUGCAACGAUCUUCCAACCGGGACUUUCAGUCGGCAGAAUCAAGUCUCUACAGAUGAUCCCAAAUGUUGCUGCACAUCUUAUGUUUAAUCAACCAAAAAGGGCACAUGACACAUCCCUGUUUUAUCUGCAUCAGCUUUUUUUUUUUUUUUAUCAGAUCUAAGCUGGUCGGAGUGGUUCACUCAAAAGCACCUUCCUACAUAAACACCCUCAUACUCCUCUGACUAUUUUUGCUUAUUUCCCUCUUCAUAUAUAAAUGUCUCUGGAUAAAAGCAUCUACUAAGCUCAAUUUAAAUCUCAGAAGCAGUUUUUUCAGAUAGUGAGCUGUUGAUUCUCUGAGCCUCUGCUCAGUUUAAGGUGUAUGUGAUCAAAGCCGGCAUCGGUUUGGUAGAUUAUCCUCCUUAAUGCCUGACAAGCAAUAGUAACACAAUUUCAAAUGUUUCUUCUGCUCAGUUACAUAACCAUGAGUACUUAGAUCUUUAUCCCCGUUCUUUCACAAAGGCUUUCCUAUUCAACCUGACGUCACAAUAGAGAAAAAGAAAAAAAAAAUCAAGGCAUGUGUCAGCAAAGCUGCCGUACAGGCUUUUGUGCGGCCUGUGUUUGCCGUCAAUCCUGUCGUGUAAUUCAUCAGAGCGGAGUCUUGAUUCUACGUGUCAAACAUGAGAGCGAAUUGCAUUCCCAACGCCUGUGCUCUCUGGCCUGAAUGAUGGCUUUGUUGCAAAGUGUUACGUAGGAAGACCGGAUUGCUAAAUCACACGACAGAGCUGCAAACAAUCUGGACGCCCUGCCAGGAUGGAAGAUUCAGGAUUUGAGAUGGGAGGAAAAGAGAGAACGGGAUUUAGUUCUUCAUUACUAAGUUGGAGUUUUAAAAAAUAAGAGUUUUAUUUAUUUUUUUGGAAACACAGUCAUCAGGAUGCAUUUCCAGUCUCUUCACAAAACUAUGAUCUACCUCCUGCCUCAGGAAUCAGCUGCUCUGACUCGGACACAGAUCUGCCGCAUCCUGAGCGAGAGCUUCUUCAUGGUCAAAGGAGCCGCCCUCUUCCUCCAGCAGGGCGGCGCCACACAAGAACCAAAAACUCCAACCCACCACAAACAUGCAGGAGAUUUACCGCAGCACCUGCAGAUCAUGUUCAAGAUCCUCCGCUCGGAAGAUCGCAUCAAACUGGCCGUAUGCUUGGAGAGCGGUUGGUCAGACCGGGUGCGUUACAUGGUGGUCGUCUACACCAACGGAAAUCAAGACACUGAAGAAAAUAUUGUUCUUGGGUUGGACUUCACAGAAAAGGACAGUAAAAGUUGCUCCAUCGGGAUGGUGCUGCCCCUGUGGAGUGAUACCAACAUCCAUCUAGAUGGAGACGGAGGCUUCAGCGUGACCACAGCAGGGCGGUCUCAUGUCUUCAAGCCUGUGUCUGUGCAGGCCAUGUGGUCUGCCCUGCAGAUCCUCCACAAAGCCUGUGAACUCUCACGCCGAUUCAACUAUUUCCCAGGAGGCAUUGCUCUCACAUGGAUGGCAUUUUAUGAAGGCUGCAUCACCUCAGAGCAGAGCUUCAUCAACGAGUGGAAUGCCAUGACAGACCUGGAGACGACCCGGUCUGAUUCACCCAACCUGUUUGUUGACCGGCCCACUGAGAGAGAAAGAACCGAGAGUCUUAUCAGAGCCAAACUACGAAACAUCAUGAUGAUUCAGGAUUUGGAGAACAUCACAUCAAAAGAGAUCCGUAACGACCUGGAGCAGCACAUGAGCUGCCAUCUCACUGAAUACAAGGAGUUUAUUGACAACGAGAUGCUUUUAAUCUUGGGUCAGAUGGACAAGGCCACGCUGAUCUUUGACCACGUCUACCUGGGCUCUGAGUGGAAUGCUUCCAACCUUGAAGAACUGCGUGAGUGUGGAGUCAGCUUCAUACUGAACGUCACCCGAGAGAUCGACAACUUCUUCCCCGGGAUGUUCUGCUACCAGAACGUCCGCGUGUACGAUGAGGACGCCACGGACAUGCUGGCCCACUGGAACGACACGUACAACUUCAUCGCCAAGGCCAAGAAGAGUAACUCAAAGUGCCUGGUGCACUGUAGGAUGGGAGUGAGCCGCUCCGCCUCCACCGUCAUCGCCUAUGCAAUGAAGGAGUACGGCUGGUCCCUGGAGAAAGCCUACAACUUUGUCAAGCAGAAGCGGAGCAUCGCGCAGCCCAACUCGGGUUUCAUGAAGCAGCUGGCAGAGUACGAAGGGAUCCUGGACGCCAGCAAGCAGCGCCACAACAAGCUGUGGAGGCCCGGCACAAAUGAGGAGGGGUCUGAGGAGCUGCAGGCGUCAGGCCACUGUGCCGGUGGGGACGGGGAGGCCUGGGGAGGCUGUGGGGCGUCUCCCUGCAGAGGGAUCGGCCUGGAGAUGGAGCCUCUGGACUCCCUGAACUACAACUAUUACUUCAGACGGCUGUCGGAUUCUGCGCUCGACAGUGAGCCCUCCACGCCGGUGCGGGGCCCCCCUCUGCUCGGGAUGGAGCGAGUUUUCAUCGAGAUCGAGGAUGUGGAGAGGGACGCCCUGCUGGACGAUGAAGGCUUCCCCAUGGCUCACUUGGCCCUCCCCGGGGAGGGCACGGCAGCUCAGACGUGCGGGCGGCUCGACCCCAUGGAGGACAUGAGGCUUCGGCUGGAGUUUAGCACCCUGGAAGAGGAGGACGAGGAGGAGGCCAAGAAAGAGGAAGCCGAGAUGGCGGCUUUGGCGCAAACGCCCGGGAGCUCAGAAGGGAGGAGGGACGAAGCUGAGAGGAGCGAGUUAGGGUUAGCCAACCUGAACACCAACAACAGCAACCGCCUUGCCGCCAAACGCUCCUGUCCUGCAGCUUUUGACGACAGUGCUAGCACAGGAAACCCUUUAAAGGUCAAGCCCUCCUACCAGUCCUGCAAGGACUGCAUGUGUCUCCCACAAGGAUGGCGCUGCGGAGGCCCCCCGCUCCGCCUUAACCCCUCCCGCCAAUGCACAAUCCCCUCGAUAUGCAUAGACCCGCCAGGAACACAUUUUGCCCCCAGCUCGGUGACCGCCCCCGCCGACGCCACGCCCGGCCUGGUCCAUCCCUGCACCCGUUUCUACCACUGUGCCACCUGCAGUCUGGGCGACCCGCAGAAAGUGUUCUCUUCCGUGAGCUGUGAGGAGACGGCGCCCGGCAGCUGCUCGGCGGAGGCCAUGGACGAGGGGGUGUUAAGACAGAGCCCCGGCGGGGAGGGGUUAAAGCGGCAGCGGGGGGGUGGAGCUCCGGCCCACCUGCAGAUGUCUGGACUCGGGUUUGAUUUCCAGCUGAUGCGACAGAAAACGGAGCAGCUGGAGAAGCUGCAGAGCAUGGCCAUGGAGGGCCAACUACCGGUGGAGCCCAUGCCUUAAUGUGGGAACGGACGGAGGAGGUGGAGGAGGUGGAGGAGGUGGCUACCCACUACCUCAGCUACUGUAAUAACAGAAAGAAGCUCUGAACUGACCUCUGCUGAAAUCUUUUGCUCCUUUCUCUAACAUUCAAAGGGUAAAGAGCAUUAAAAACUAGACGGUUUUCACCCCCCGCUUGAUUCGGUGGAAGACACUUCAAGCCUGUGGGGGCUUCUUUUUUUUUAGCCCCACUACACAUGCAUGAUCAUCCACACAUCCCAAUGAAGAUGCUUUAUGUCACAGUCCUCCUAUAUUCCAUCUAUAUGCUGUUUCCAGCUGUAUUUAUCCCAUUUCAAUGAAUCGUCAGAGCCUUUUCUCCGUGGUUUCUCCUGCUGUAGCUGCUUCUCCAUCACUGCAUUAAAUGCAUAACACACCAUCAGCAAAUAUGAGCCUUUCUUGAGGCCUUUCUGUGCCUCAGACAUCGUCUGGUCCUGCUUUGGUCAAAGAGCGUUUUGUUCUCUGAAUGCUUCUCUGUUCCAUGACACUUAAUGUGAUCAGGCACUUUUCAGUUUAGGAGUGUUUGCAAACCGCACAGUCGUCAUGUCGGAGACUUGUUGCUUUCUAAAAGCAUACGGGGGGGAAAAAAGAAAUAACUUUUGGUACCUAAAAGUGUUCUGAACUGAUCUUACUUUUAGGCCACACAAAUAAAGUUUGUAACUAAUCAACAAAAUUGCAAAUCAGAAAUGUUUGGAGUUUCUUUGUGAAAAUUGAAAGGCAUAUUUUCAUGGUUUACUAUUCAUUUUCCCCUUGGUUAGUGCUCAUAAUUAAAAACAUGUAAUUUUGCUCAUUAAUUAAAACUCCUAUCUCAACUUAAAGCACCAUUUGAGUUUCCAUUUUCUCCUUUCAAAGGUAUUUUUCAGGUAUUCAGCUGCAGAAAUAAAUAAAAUAUGACUGAGAAAAGGAGACAUGCAGCUCCAAGCAUCUACAGUAUUAUUUUGUUGUAAAGUUUCAACCAGAUGGUGUGAUUUCUCAAUGAAAUGCAGAUUAUCUAUUUAUAAAAAAGGAGUAAAACAUCAGUUACAAUCACGAGAAAAGAAAUUCUGUAUUUUUCCUUUUAAAGGCGUCUUUUCCAUUAGCACAAUCGCAAUUAAUUUAGUUUCUUUUGUAACUGAAAUGUAAACUGAAAUGAUGCCACAAAAUGUGGGAUUUGUUUUCGGUUUGUUUCUGCCAUGGGCUGAGAUUUAGUAUGUAGAAACGGAAGAACGUGCAGGUUCUGAUGCUGUGCUGAGUCAAAACUGUGAAUGCAAAGAAUGAAUCCAAAAUGUUUUUUACUGGAGGUUGUAUCGUCCAUAUGGAUUCAACAUUUUUUACUGUGGUGUUUUUAUUUAUUAUAAGAUGAGGUGGUUUCUCAUACUAAUUAAAUUGGGGUUGCUUGUACCUUUUGCUAAAAUAAAUCUGCUGGUUUACUAUAUAAAAAAUGUUAAAUGUUAAAAUAUUUGUUUCCUUAGCUUUGUUUUCGUAAUGUUUUUUUAAAGUACCACCAUAAAGCACAAAAUGAGUGUAAACUAUUUUUUUCUUUUGCAGAUUUUAGUGUAUUGGGAGGGGGGGUCUGAUUAACAGGUUAAAAUAUUUACAUUUUGGGGUUUUUUUUGUUUUAUUUUACCAAAUGGAUUUAUGGAAUAUAGAAGUUUUGCUUAUUUAACCUAAAAAAAUGUAUGAUAUUAAAUGUUUCUUUUUUGUUUAUUAAUUUUAUAUAAAAUCGGGUUAAGAAUCUCUUCGCUGUAACAUUUAUGUUGUACUUGAAAUUAACUUGUCUUUGCUUUUGAGACAGAAAAAUGAGCAUCUCCCUCUGUAAUUCAGUCUUAACAGUGUGUUUCUGAGAAAAAAGGGUUUUAAAAAAUCCUGUUUUUCUUUAAUUUUUUUUUUUAAUUUUCAAAAUAUUAAGACUAACGCCAAAAUCC
Messenger RNA from Oryzias latipes (Japanese medaka), 7193 nucleotides. The record is from RefSeq and is a predicted model, not a curated record. Lineage: Eukaryota; Metazoa; Chordata; Actinopteri; Beloniformes; Adrianichthyidae.